Molecule: messenger RNA, 7722 nt
Organism: Haliotis rufescens (red abalone)
Lineage: Eukaryota; Metazoa; Mollusca; Gastropoda; Lepetellida; Haliotidae
Product: alsin-like
Exons: 33
Coding region: 139-5706 (1855 amino acids)
Source: RefSeq, a predicted model, not a curated record
CCGCCUCCAUGAAAGUAAAUAUUGGGGUUUUUACACGAUGUUUGAUUUUAGUUAUUUAUGUUGUUAAUGUGACUUACAUGAGAUAACUGCAUAUCGAAAUACGGCUACAGUAGUGACAAGUACCGAGGACAAGUAAGAAUGUCGGAUUCGAUUCAGCGUAGAGGCGGGAAGCAAAGUGAGGAAAACCAUGACAUGAAGGAAGGAAUGGUCUGUAUCUGGCAAGGUUACAUGGGUGACCUUGGGAUCAGAACAUACCCUGUGUUCUCCACCAAGAAGGUCAAGAAGGUCGCUGUGGGAGGCAACCACCUCCUCUUUCUCACGGCUGACCUUGAGGUUUACAGUUGUGGGCAGAAUGGUCAUGGUCAGCUUGGUCAUGGUGACCUUGAUGGUGAAGUCACAGAACCAAAGGUCAUCAAGGAGCUAUCAGAUAAGGAUGUAGUGGACAUAGAGUGUGGAAAGAACCAUAGUGCAGCGGUCACUGCAAGUGGCCAAAUCUACUGCUGGGGUCAGGCUAGUCAUGGACAGUGUGCUGUGUCAAAUACUGCAACAGUUACCUCCCCUCGUCAAACAAUCAUCAUAGAUGAAUCAAAGUGUUGUGAGCAUGGUAUACCUUUAGCCGAGGGUCAUGUGACUGUUGCCAUGGUAAGCUGUGGGGCGGAGCACACUGUUGCAUUAUCUACAUCAGGGGAUGUUUGGGUGUGGGGAAGUGGAAUUCAGCUAGGACUAGGGGAGGUAACUCAGUCGGAUGUGCCAAAGAGGGUUGAGAUCUUAAGGGAGAAAACUGUGUUAUCUGUGUGUUGUGGUGACUUCCAUACUCUGGCACUGGUGGAGAAGUCGGAGAAAGAUGGUGUAAGGAGGAGAAAGAAGGGACAAGAAGCAACAGAAAUCCAAACUCAGAAGUAUUUCCCACCUUUGUGUAAGAAAUGCAAUAAGGAGAUUUACACAUACACAGACACUAAUGACACAUGUAUCAUAGAUUCGGAGCAUCUGUGUCGAGACAGCUCUGAGGAGACAUGCCGGAGCAACACCUCUAGUCUUGUGACAGGGACAGACGUCGGGAGCUCUAUCAGCUCCUGUCCAGACAUCCAGAGUCCAGAAGAUGCACAGAACACAGGCCACACUGCCAGCCAGGAGUCCAUACAUUCUGAAAAGGAAUUAGAUGUGAGCGUGGACUCUAGAGACACAGUCGUAGAAGCCUCGGGGCAUUCUUGUGAUGCUCUAGAUGAACUUGAUCAUGAUCUUCCAGAAGGUGGAGAAGCUGCUGGUGGGAGGAGUAGGUCUGCAAUCAAGGAUGAUGUGAGGCAAGAGAGGGCUGAUAGUGAAAACAGAGAAGAUGUCAAGGUAGCUAAAGUUUCUACUUUGUCCCUUGAUGGACAGCCUCAAACCCAAGCGGCUGAAGUUGAACAGAUAACAGAAUCUAUACCUGAUGUUGAUGCCAAGGCAUCAGAAGAGUCGGACUCUGGUAAGGAUACUGUUAAGGAAACUUGUAAGGGUACUGAUGAAGAGAAGAGAACUGGCGCUACCCAUCCUGUGAACAGAGAUGAGGAAGUUGUGUGGAGACGUGCUAUCUCCCUUGAGGAGGAGAGGCAGAGGGAGCAGGAUCUCUCUGAGGAACAUACCAGACUACAGAGAUCCAAAAGCUUCCUGGAUGAGAAAGAAGCCAGGGAAUACUUAGCCAAACAAUUUGAGGAUGAGAAAUCAGAAAAAGAAGCUUCAUCUAGUCAAGGAUUUCAAAUUCGCUCAACAAUUCAAAACCUUAUCCCAUACCCUUCAAACAUGAUGGAAUCUGUGAAAACAAUGACAUCCAAAGCUUUGACUAAUAUGCAGACAAUUGCAGAGAAUCUUCCAUUUGUGUCUGGACCAAAUACCGAUCUGGGCAAUGUUUCUGCAGAUGCUGAUACUAUCAUUGGAGUUGCUGAAACUGAAAUGAGUGUACAGGAGAAGGCGAUGGUGACGAGUAACAGCAGUCUGGAGAUUUCCAGUCCUGGCCAUGAAGAGAUGCAGGAGUCCAGCUUCAUCGAGAUGCUGAACCAGGACAUAAGUUUUCUCUCACCGGACUCUGCGAAUUCUACCCCGGUCCGAGAGCGGACUCCAGAGGAGGAGGAGGAAGUACAAGCUAACAGGAAGUCCAAGUCGGUGAGGACUCUCUGGGCUAAGGAGGACCAGCUCGACAAACGAUUGUCUCAAGACUCGCUAAAAGGGUCUGACAGCUCUGUGUCUGUGGAGGCCAUUCCGAAGGUGUCGCUGGACACAGAGGUUUGGUCAUGGGGUCACAACAGCAAGGGUCAACUUGGCCAAGGAGACCAGGUGAACAGAAUAAGGCCAUGUUGUGUGAAGAUGUUCAGCUCCAGAUGUGUCCUGAAACUGACCGCUGGCGCCAACCAUAGCCUGGCCUUGACCUCUGUAGCUCAAGUGUAUUCCUGGGGUCACAAUGCCUACGGUCAGCUUGGUCACAACGAGAAUGAAGCAUCUCCUAACAGAGUAAAGUUCAUGCGAGGAUAUUAUGUGUGGGACAUAGCGGCUGGCGACGCCCACUCUCUCUUUCUCACUGACAGCUCGGGAAUGAAGCCAGAUGUUUUCUAUUGUGGGAAACAACCCUCAGCGGAUGUAUAUGCAACUGUCAACAAAACACCAGUGCCUAAUGCCCUCAGUCUACUCAAGAAAACUGGUUGGUUAAAGAGCCUGUCAUCUAGGGGAAACAACUGUGCCUGCCUGUUGUCUGACCCGGCGGUAGCUCUCCCUGCCCUGUAUGAACUGGCUGCUAUUCAGAGAGGGUUUUACUAUCACCUGAACAGAAUCAAGAUGGACCUGCUGAAACCCCUCAGCAGUCAUAUCUUCUACACCAGUCUGGAUGUGUUCCCCUACAAGUCCACACUGCAGAACCUGCUGGCUUCCUUCUACGUCCUCACGAGGAAUGUGGGAGAGCAGAUAGGUGAGAUGACAGUGGUGAUACGAGAGGGGCUGAAACUCACUGAAGCCAGCCAGUUCAAGAACUACAGUGAACCAAUCGACAUGACUCAGAGAUACUCACGAUUCCUUGCAGACUUUAUCUCUGUUGGAGGAUUUGAAUUCUGUGCUAAGAAUGGAAGUGCCUUUUUUGAGAAGAUUCAGGGCAAGUUCCCGGACUUGAUCCUGGAGAAGAAGGUAGACAAGUCUCUGUGGGCCCCCAACUUCCGCAAGGUCAUGAUGUUCCCCCUCCAGAGACUGAAGGACUUCUGUAGACACCUCUCCAAACUCACAGACUCUCUCCAGCAGGACUCUGUGGCACACAAACUGCUGAAGAAGUCUGUGUUAAACUGGGAAAGUCUCAAGAUGACAACUUUGAAUGAGAUUGUCAUCGCUGACCAGACCAAGGCAUUCUGGGAAGGGUGUAACCAAAAAUUGGCGGACACUCUGCGGAUCCCCAGUCGUCGUCUGCUCCGGGACAGCAAGAAUCACCCUGUGUCCAUCCCCAGUGCUGGACGCUUUUCCUCUCACUUGCUACUCCUCUUUAAUGACAUCUUCGUCCAUGCUCAGUACAACCUGAAUCAGGUGUUGCCCCUGGAGACUGUGUGGGUGGAGGUUCCUCCUUCCGAGUCCGACUCCGCACAACAGGUGGGCAUUAUUGUGACGUCCCCGGAGGAGACCGUGGACCUCAUUGCUGGCUCUCCUGCCGAGAAGGCUGAAUGGGUAAUGGCCUUGAACUCUGCAAUCAACAAAGUUCUGUCCAAUCAGAAGUCUUCCUCCUCAGGAAGGCGGGGCAGUGUGGACCGCCUGACUCCACCCCUCAUCCGCCACGCCAAGUACUCCUUCGUCAAGAAUGGAGUGUUUAAAGAUGCAACCUACUCAGGGUCCUGGUUAAAUGGCAAACUGCAUGGAUAUGGUGAACUGAAGUGGAAUGAUGGCAGGACGUACAUCGGCAUGUUCAAACAGGGACUCCAGCAUGGACAUGGAGUGCUGACGAUACCGAAGGGAAGUACCUCCACUGUGUGUAUGGAAGGCGAAUGGAAGGAUGGAAAGCUCAGUGGAUAUGGUAGCACCAGGUAUUCGAAUGGCGACUGCUACGAGGGGUAUUUCAAGGAUGGCCAGAGGUUUGGUCACGGGACCUACCGCCAGGGUCGUCACAUGUCUAGCAACGCCAGCAUCCACAUCGGGGAGUGGCUGGCAGACAAGCGCCAUGGCUACGGUGUACAGGAUGAUAUUCUUAGAGGUGAAAAGUACAUGGGCAUAUGGAAUGAUGAUGCGCGGCACGGCAAGGGCAUUGUCGUCACCCUGGAUGGGAUGUACUUUGAGGGCACCUUCUCAGCAAACAAACUAACCGGGUUUGGUCUGAUGCUGACUGAGGAUAACAGCUGCUAUGAGGGUCAGUUUGCUGGGAUCACACAGUUACAAGGCAAUGGUACAUUGAUCCUUCCAACAGGGGACAAGCUGGAGGGUUAUUUCAAUGGCUCAUGGAACGAAGACCUCAAGUUUAAUGGAACCUUUAUCAAGGCCACAAGUCCCCCUCCUGUUGAGAGGAGAUCCUCACACCUACUUGGGAUUAAUUCAGAUGUGUAUGGCAAGCUGUCUGUGCCUGCUGAACACAAAUGGGCUGAUAUUUUCCGCCACUGUUGCUCGUUGCUGGGUUACAAGGGAGACGGCAAGUCCAACUCCGACAAGGCCUGGGAAAGUGUGGCUGUUAUCCUCACCACCGGCAGAAAGCACCUGAAGGAGAUGGAGAAAUGUUCCCCACACAAGCUGCGGCACCAGAGUGUCAGCCUGGAGAGUCUGGAGACCAUCCCCGUCCACAACACCGGCAACCUCACCAUGGAGAACUACCACCAGAUCAAGGAGUACCUGCAGAAGGCAUUUGACACCACAUUCCACCCUCUAGGCAAGCUGAUGGAAAAUCUGGUGGACGUGUUCCGUGCCGCAUACAUCGGUGUUGGGGCCCAUCCUCGUUUGCUGCAUCACGCUAUCCAGGAGGUCAAGUCCUACGUCCAGCGCAUGUACAGCGUGGUCCGAAUCCUGUUCCCUGAUCUGCCGCUGAAUGGCGGACCGAUUCUGAUAUUCCGGGAGAUGUCGAGUAGAGACGGCCUGCCCAGGACAACAGAGGAGGCCCAGAAAUACUUCCAGCAGCCAACCAGGGAGAUGGAGGAGGAGAGCAUCAGCGAGAUAAUGACGGCAGCCGGCCUGCUGUACCCCCUGCUGCUGCCAAAGAUCUACCCGCCUCUGUUCGACCUGUAUGCCCUGUACAAUGACAAGGAUGAUGAGAAGUACUGGGAGAGGGUGCUCAAACUCAACAGACAGGGCGACAUGGCGCUCAUGGCCUACCUGGGGAUAGAACAGAAGUUCUGGUUGAUAGAUGAGGAACUCUUCCAUGACAAGGGACAGAAACUGUCCCAGCUGAGAGAUUACUGCUACGCCUCUGCCGUGGACACUCUUCAGCAAUUAAGCACAGCAUUCAGCCCCAUUGACAAGCUGAAGGUUCUGGAGAAGACGUUCCUGGAGAUUACAUCGACUGUCCAGUCUUCUCUCAGUGAGGAGCACAUGUGGUGCAUGGACGACCUCUUCCCCAUCUUCCAGUUCGUCGUCGUCCGGUCCAAGAUCCGGCACCUGGGUGCGGAGAUCCACAUGAUAGACGAUCUGAUCGAACACCACAUGGAGUAUGGAGAACUGGGCCUCAUGUCCACCACACUCAAGGCAUGUUACUUCCAAAUUCAAAAUGAGAAGAUGCCGCAUCACUGAUGCCUGGUUGCCUUUUGCAGCAGACAUGUGUUAUAUUCAUUAUCACAUCCCGGGAUGAGGCCUCAUCGAGAUGUCGGUGCUGCAUUACACUAUCUGUGUAUUCCACGCAUAUGUUGUACAUUGCCUCAUGAUAGAGUUGAAUCCAGUAGAAACAAGGCAGUGUCCCCGUCACACCAUCUGAGUCCCAUGAUUACCUCAGGCUGGAAGCCCAUCGUCUCUUCAAGUUGAUUGCUCCUCUCUCACAUGAAGAAAAAUCAACGUCUGUUCACACUUCUGUUCACACUUCUGUCAACCUCUCUGGGUGUCAGACCUUGUCAGGCCACAAAAAAACUGAUUAUUAGACUUUCAUCCACCUUUUUUUUAAAAUUCAAGGUAUGAGGCAUUUUAUUUUUUAUAUUUAAAACCAAAACUGUUCAUGUCAUCUGUGUACAUUUUCUGUCACUGAAGUUGAUUUACUUGAAGCCUGAAUAUAUGUAGGACUAUGUAUGUAAUGUAUUUCAUCAAGCAGAGAAAGAAUAGAACACACAUAGCUGUUUCUUUACUAAAAUGAUGUGAGGCGGGGUGUUCGGUGGUGAGGCAGGGGGUGAAUAUCUAACAGUUGAUUUCCUUACAUUGUCUGCCUGAGUCACCUCCUGCCGGAUCUGCCUGACCACAACAUGGCUGUGUCCUCCAAGAGCAGCUACAUCACAGCCACAGCAAGAAACAAAAUCAUGGGAACAACCCACAGAGCUCCCUGGUGGGAUUCUAUGAGAGAACAGGUCCCUAGUACCUCAAGCUUGUCCUAAGUGUGCAAGACUUGAUAACUACAAUGUUGCUCUGUAUGUGUGUACGUGGAUGAGGUUCUCCUGGCAGGUACCGUAUUUUCCUAGUGUGUCAUCAUACCUUUACGGUUUUCGAAUGAUGCGCUCAAACAUGACCACUAUUGUCUGCUGAGCGUCUGCCCCAAAAAUCAUUCAUUCAUUUUUUUAUAACUUCCAUAUAGUCUUAUCUUCAUCCAUCUGGUCUAGCAGCGUCUGCCAUCUGGCGUCUGCAUAGAUCGAUCCAUGAAUGUGGACAUUGCAAGGUCACACAAGGUCACACUGAUAGCUGUAAGUAGUCAACAAUAUUUUGGUAGAUUCAGUUUUUAGUAAUCAGUCCUCUCUGUACAUAUCAUCCCCUUGCUUUAAUUUUCCAAGUAAAUUUGAUUUGUUUACAGAUGUGUUUUCUGUAUGUAUACUUCUACUGUAUGUGUGCACUAUACAUGACACUACAGAUAGCAAUGUAUUUCUGCCACAGACAUAUGAAAUGGUCAAAGAUGUGGAAGCAGUUGUCGUAGUGUAGUAUAACAGUACCACCCAGUGUUUGAACAUUGCAGGACCCCCAGUGUACCCAGUUAUCUCCCCUGAUCAGUUGGUCAGUACAUCUGAACCAGAUCAGAACCACUGUUGUUUUGCUGUUUUGAUGAAUGACAGUUGCAGAAGCACCAACCCAAUCUACCAACCACAUAAUGGUCAACAACUUACCUCUGUUCCCAUUCUGGCUUAGAUCAGAUACUAUAUAAGGGUGUUCAUGGCCCAGUGGCCUAAGCCACGACACCUCACAGAGCCUACUUGUGUCUCUUGCUGCCAUAAGCCACGACACCUCACGGAGCCUACUUGUGUCUCUUGCUGCCAUAAGCCACACCUCACGGAGCCUACUUGUGACUCUUGCUGCCAUAAGCCAUGACACCUCACGGAGCCUACUUGUGUCUCUUGCUGCCAUAAGCCAUGACACCUCACGGAGCCUACUUGUGUCUCUUGCUGCCAUAAGCCACCGUUUCUAUGUUCAAAUCCCAGAUUGAGUAUGACCCUUGUACAGUCAGCCCCAUGGCUGUGCCCACCAAGUGAUGUACAUCACUAUCUGUGCCGUACUCAACUUGUAGAAGGCUAAAACAAACAAAAAUCUUGGUUCUUAGUCACCGCCCACAUCAUCAUAAAGUCAGCUGCAUGUUUUGUUUUUAUUUCCAUUUAAAAAAAAAAAAAUCCUAAUUCUUAAAAA